This is a messenger RNA of Hevea brasiliensis (rubber tree), 1452 nucleotides long. RefSeq lists its product as uncharacterized. The coding region runs from base 200 to 1252 and encodes 350 amino acids. The transcript is spliced from 9 exons. Lineage: Eukaryota; Viridiplantae; Streptophyta; Magnoliopsida; Malpighiales; Euphorbiaceae. Gene Ontology annotation, molecular function: RNA endonuclease activity producing 5'-phosphomonoesters, hydrolytic mechanism; single-stranded RNA binding. The record is from RefSeq and is a predicted model, not a curated record. Gene Ontology annotation, cellular component: cytoplasm; nucleolus. Gene Ontology annotation, biological process: DNA repair.
UUGGAAAGGUGAAGGUCCGAAUAGCUGGAAAGUUAAAGGUCCCAAUAGGUAGAAAGUCUUAGGUCAACACAGUGACAUUUUUGUGCGUACAAUUGACAGAGCCCAGAAUUUGCAGUUUCACAAAACCAUUGAUUUGUUAAAACUACUCUACUAGAUCAGGUAAUAUAAGUAGCGUGGAGGAGAAUCAUCAACAUCGAAGAUGCCCAGUUGGCUAGAGACUCAGCAUUCGCUUAAAAAGAGACUGAUCGACGAGGAUGAUUUCGAAUGGCAACUACCCACAUCAUCAAGAAACAGAUCCAGUGUUGAAAGACAUGGUCAUCAGGUGGUAUUGAGGUAUGUGGGUGGAGUUGAUGUGAGCUUCUUGAAGGAAGACCCUUCUAUUGCCUGUGGGAUUCUCGUUGUUUUGGACCUUCAAACUUUCCAAAUUGUUUACCAGGAUUACUCUCUUGUCCGUCUCCGAGUCCCUUAUAUCGCUGGCUUUCUUGCCUUCAGAGAGGUUCCAAUACUUUUACCACUUAUUGAGAAGAUGAAGAACAGCCAAAAUCCUUACUACCCACAGGUGAUAAUGGUUGAUGGCAAUGGAAUGCUUCAUCCUCGAGGUUUUGGUUUGGCUUGUCAUCUGGGCGUUCAGGCUAAUCUUCCCACCAUUGGAGUUGGAAAGAAUCUGCAUUAUGUGGAUGGUCUUAAUGAAGAGGAAGUGAUAAGGCUUCUUCAAGCUGGAAGAAGAAGCGGUGAAGAUUUUGUUAAAUUGGUGGGAGACUCUGGGCGCAUAUUGGGAGCCGCAAUGAGACCACCUAGAGGCUCACAAGAUCCUAUAUAUAUUUCAAUUGGUCACCGUGUAUCACUAGAUACUGCCAUCAAAAUUGCCAAAAUAACUCGCCAGUAUCAUUUACCAGAGCCUGUCCGACAGGCUGAUUUAAGAUCAAGAGACUACAUCCGUGAGCAUAAACCAAUGUUGUUAAAUCUGGCAAAUAGUACCUGGAAAACUACUGCUGCUAUUGAUCUGUUCAACGACAUGGCCAGUUCUGGUGUCCUGGAGUUUCCUAUAUACAAAGAUGGACUGGAGAGCUUCUGUAGAUGGCACUUAACAGAUUUGCACACAACUGAUCAAUGUGACAUGUUCAGGAGUUUCCUAAUCAAGAAAGUUUAUUAUGAGAAAUUCGCUCUCACUGAGCAACAGUACUUUGCCAUGGGGCUUGAGGACUUCCUUAUUUCCAAUGGAAAAAGACUGCUCAGAUUCUUGAGAAACUAAGCAGAGAUUAAUUUAGUUAAUUGGCUAACAAAGUUGACUAGUUUACAGAGAGCUGCUUGCUUGCAUAAAUUCAUGUAUAUAUAGGCACUAGAUGAAUUUCAAAAGAACCAGAACUUCUUAUGGCGCGCAAGUGAAAAACAUAAAUUUGGAGGUGUUGAGUGUUUUAGUGAGUGUCAAAUUGAAAUGUCAAUGAUUUUACA